GCCAAAGUUGGGUGUCUCUAUAUUCCGGAGCUCUCCGUCUUAAGACCAGUCUCUGCUUUCUUAUUCCGACGGGAGCCUUCGACGCUCCGUGAGCGUCCUUCCAUCCGAGCGCGCGUUGCGGGCUGUUUGGCGCGCGUCCGCCUCAAGGACUCCGAACCCCUCGGCAGGGACCUCGUCUGACACCAGCAACAACGCCGGAUUUCUCCUCAGCGCGGUCGGGGGAGUUUUUGAGGGGGGCCGUUCGUUUCUAGCUCUUAGUUCUCGUCGUCGUCUCGGCACCAUGCUGUGCGGAAUGCGCCGCCACAGUCUCCGCCUGCAGAGCGAACUCCACCGGUGGAGCAUCUGCGACCCCGGGAGCCACCUGCUCCCGGACAGCGUCGCGUCCCGGGUCCCCAGCUGCAUUUCCCGCUCCAAGUCCUGCAUCAGCUCGGCCGGGGAGUCCAGCCGGAGCUGGUCCUCCUCCGACUCGGUCAUCUCCACCGACUCCGCCGGCGAGGCGGCGGGAUGCGGGAAUCCGCUCCGGGUGGUCCUACUGGGGGCCAGAGGGGUCGGUAAGACGGCCUUCGCCAGCAUCUUCGCCGGUGCCGCGGACAGCAUGGACAGCGACGACUGUGAACUCUACGGAGACGAAGUGUGUGAGAAGACGAUUGAAGUGGACGGAGAGAGUGCAACCAUAACUCUGCUUGACACAUGGGACGCCGAGGACAAGAGUGGAUGGACUCAGGAGCAGUGUAUGCAGACGGGCGAUGCCUACCUGUUGCUGUACUCCAUCACGGACCGGGCGUCCUUCCUGCGAGCGUCGGAGCUCCGGAUAACCCUGCGCCGCCACCGCCCCGCCCAGCACACGCCGAUCAUCCUGGUGGGGAACAAGUGUGACCUGGUCAGAUGCCGAGAGGUGUCAGUCAGCGAGGGCCGCACUUGCGCGGCGGUCUUCGACUGUAAGUUCAUCGAGACGUCCGCCGCCAUGCAGCACAACAUCUGGGAGGCCUUCCACGGCAUCGUCCGGCAACUGCGUUUGCGCCGGGACACCAAGGAAGCCAACGAUCGCCGCCGGCACACAAAGUGUAACUCGCGCCGUGAGAGCCUACCCGUGAAAGCCAAGCGUUUCCUCGACAAGAUGGUCGCCAAGAACAACGCCAGCGUGGCUUUCCGGCUGAAGUCUAAGUCCUGCCAUGACCUUUCCGUGCUGUAGGAGCCAGAAGCGCACCCGCUCACACUUCCUGUCGCGGCGUCCGUGUGCAGACGACCGGAUUAGAGGCCGGAGGGGAGAAUCGGCGAGGAUGGAUUGGGUGGAGGCUUUGAACUUGGGCUGUACGGUUCACAGAUAGUGUCCCCGGCGGUGUCUACACCCAGCCCACAGCCGGGACUUCAUGUAUGCAAAGUGUGAUCUUACACCUCUACGCCCCUCCAUCCCUCCAUCACACUGUAGUCUACAUUAGACAUAUAUCUGAUCUGAAGUUUUAUUUGCCAGCCUCUGUGAUGGACUGGAGAAUCAGCCAGAGGACACGUCCUCCCGUCCUGUUAUGUGGAUGCGUCACGGCUGUGAGGCCGAAACCUUGGAAGUCUGAAAGAGGAAUGUGAGAGGAAUGACGACUCUGCAUUACAGUGUGUUGAUGUCUCAACAACCACAACUUGUACAAAGACAACGGAGGUUAAGUUCCUUGUAUCUUUCUCUCUCAGUCUCCCCCCCCCCUUUAUUUCUCCCUCUGAGUCAUUUCUCGUGCACAUCUGUUAUUUUUCUCACCCACAUCAGAUUUGUCCUUUUUCUCCCAAGUGCCAAGAUCACCAGUUGUAAGCUUUGUUAUUGAUUAAACACGGAGCGGCGGUGUGUUUGUACAGGUGCGUUGACCAGCGAGCGU
Molecule: messenger RNA, 1859 nt
Organism: Lampris incognitus (smalleye Pacific opah)
Lineage: Eukaryota; Metazoa; Chordata; Actinopteri; Lampriformes; Lampridae
Gene: gem
Product: GTP binding protein overexpressed in skeletal muscle
Exons: 4
Coding region: 281-1192 (303 amino acids)
Biological process (GO): negative regulation of high voltage-gated calcium channel activity
Cellular component (GO): plasma membrane
Molecular function (GO): GTPase activity; calcium channel regulator activity; GTP binding
Source: RefSeq, a predicted model, not a curated record